UCAUGAUAUUCAUUCUGAAAAAUAUAUAAAGAUCUUGCUUUCAAUGUGAUCAAUCAACUCUUCUUCAUCAUCACCUCGCCUUAACUCUUUCGACAAAAUGUCUUCCGCCGUUCAAACACAAACGGCUUCUGCUCCUGUCCCCGUCCCUUCGGUGACAGCUGCAAACACAAUCGAAACAGCAAGUAUUAGCCAUCAUUCAGAAGAUGAGAAAGCAGAUAAUGAUGUAGAAUCACAUCAUUCGGAAAAAGGAGAUUCUACUGAAAAAGAUCCAAAUCCCCCACCUGGACCUUCGAUGGAUCCUGAUUUGCAAUCUCCAGUCAUUCUCAAUCGUCGUCAAUUUUUACCGCUAUACUUGGGUAUGUUGAUGUCGGUCAUCAUUGUUUCUUUGGACAAUACAAUCGUUGCAACUGCACAAGUUCCAAUCGUGACAGAUUUAGGUGGUGCAAGUUUGAUUACAUGGCUACCGGCUACUUUCUUGAUCGGUCAAUGUAGUUUCACACUUAUGUUUGGUCAAUUGUUAACAAUCUUCCCAAGCAAAAUGGUUUAUCUUUUUGCAAUCUUUUUAUUCGAACUCGGUAGUGUGGUUUCGGGAGUUGCUCCAAAUAUGGCUGCCAUGCUUUCUGGAAGAACGAUCUCCGGUAUCGGAGCAGCAGGUAUCUUUAUGGGAAUGGUUCAAGUCUUGGUAGAAAGUACAACUUUGGCAGGUCGUGCAAUCUAUAUGGGAUUGUUAGGUGCAGUUUUCUCAAUCAGUAUGGUGGCUGGUCCAUUGAUCGGAGGUGCAUUAUCCGAUUCAGUCACUUGGAGAUGGUGCUUUUACGUCAAUUUACCCGUUGGAGCAGUAGCCGUUGCGGCAGUUUUAUUCUUAUUCCCAAUGAGACCUGCUUUAGGACAAAGCAAGACCAAACGACUUUCCGUUUUCAAACGAUUACUGCAAUUGGAUUGGAUCGGUGUCAUCCUUCUCACAGGUAUCGUUUGUAUGGUCAUCGUUCCUAUGCAAGAAGCACAAAACAACGGUUGGGCAUCAGCAACAACUCUAGUACCAAUCUGUAUGGCAUUAGUCGUUUUAGGUGUAACAGGAGCUUGGUUCUGGUAUCGUGAACAGAGUGAUUCGAUGGGCACAAUGUUACCACUCAAAUUGUUCGCGGAUGUCAACUUUUUGGGUUGUUGCUUGGGAAGCUUUUUGGUAUUUUGGAUCACAAUCAACGAAAUUUAUCUUAUCCCUCUGUUCUACGAAACCGUUUUAGGACACUCUGCUUUGAAAAGUGGUGUGGACAUGUUGGCUUUGGUCAUCACUUUUGGAGUAGGAGCAGUCGUUGGAGGCGUUUUAUCGAAAAAGACUGGACAUUAUUACCCUCAAUUCUUAUUAUUCCCUUUGAUCGGUAUCGUUGCAAGCGGAUUGUUGUACACGAUCAAGAUUGAUUCAUCAACAGGAUACCAUGUCGGAACACAAAUCUUACUUGGUGUUGCUUUGGGUCCAAUGAUUCAAAGUCCAAUGCUCGCUUUACAAGCCAAUUGCCCAGACAAACGAUUAAUUUCUCGUGCUUUGUCGUUCUGCGCUUUCGCUCAAAGAUUUGGAGGUGGUAUCGGUUCUUCGAUCACCGGUGCAAUGCUAGCAGGUCAAUUGCCUGGUCAAAUUCGCAAACAGUUGGUCGCAAUUAAUGUUGAUCCAACACCUUAUGAACAUUUAUCUUAUGAUGCUCUUCGUUCUCAACCUCAAGGUCCAAUCAGAGAAGCUCUCUUACGAGGAUUAACAGGAACGAUUGAUUUAAUUUCCAUCGUUGCACUUCCUCUCUUUGCAGUUUUAUUCUUCACUGCAUUGUUCCUCAUCAAAAUUCGCAAUAUCAACACAGAAAAGCAAGUAAUGAAAAAGGACCUUAUUCGCAAAGUACUUUGCAUGUCCAAAAGAAAGGAAGAUUCACAAGCAUAAAUACACACACACACACAAAUAGACUUGCAUGUACAUAUAUUAUAUCAUUUAUUGCAUAUACCUCUCAGAUCGGAAUUGUAUUGAAUUUCAAACAUAAAUGGCCUGACAGUUUUGAUCGUUGUCAAGCUUAAAAUUCAAGUUCAGAUCUUUUCUCGCCCUUUGCCCUUUGCCCUUGCCGAGGAACAGGUGUUUAUUAAAUUCUAGAAGCAUGUCUGCGCGCUGAGGGUUGUGCCUCUUUGGUAAAAUUAGAUAUUCCGCCG
Meira miltonrushii is the source of this 2187-nucleotide messenger RNA. Its product is annotated as MFS general substrate transporter. Bases 98 to 1927 code for a protein of 609 amino acids. The transcript has a single exon. Gene Ontology annotation, biological process: transmembrane transport. Gene Ontology annotation, molecular function: transmembrane transporter activity. Lineage: Eukaryota; Fungi; Basidiomycota; Exobasidiomycetes; Exobasidiales; Brachybasidiaceae. The record is from RefSeq and is a predicted model, not a curated record.